This is a messenger RNA of Acytostelium subglobosum LB1, 1215 nucleotides long. RefSeq lists its product as hypothetical. The annotation marks the transcript as partial. Gene Ontology annotation, biological process: regulation of DNA-templated transcription. Lineage: Eukaryota; Evosea; Eumycetozoa; Acytosteliales; Acytosteliaceae. The record is from RefSeq and is a predicted model, not a curated record. The transcript has 3 exons. Gene Ontology annotation, molecular function: sequence-specific DNA binding; zinc ion binding.
AUGUUCAGAUUAUAUCGCAACAGGACAUCUUCAUUAUCAUCACUUAAAUUGCUGGAGACAAUUAGCGAGGCAGACGAAGAACAUAAUAAUAAUUAUAAUUAUAAUAAUAAUAACAAUAAUAGUUACGAUUUGGAAAUGACAUUUGAUAGUGACGAACAAUAUACUCCACCACUCAAUCCAACUCCAACUCCAACAACUCAAUCUCUCAAACUCAACCAUCCUCAUCAACAUCCCCAACAUCUAUUACUACACAUGCCUCCAACUACAACUCAGCAACUCCAACAAAAACAAUCAAAGUUGGAAAUGUCCCAACUUGACAACAAUGUGGAUAUGCUAAGUAGUAGCAGUUGCAGUAGCAGUAGUAGCAGUAAUAAUAGUAGUCCAAGAUCACCUGAUACAUCAAAUAUCAACUUAUAUGGAUUCCAUAGAUUGUCAUUGGACCUAUUCCCACUGUGUCCUGGUCUAUACAGUGCAUUCAUCAGAGGUGAUGAAUUCGAGACAUCCCUCACCAGUACCCUGCUCCUAUGUAUAAAGUUAAAAGAGUUAAAGAACAGGUUAUUCAACAAACAAUCAAACUCAAACCUCACAUUAUCAAUUUCCAAUCUAAAGUUCAAGGCAGAAUAUAUCCAGAUCAAUAAGUUACAUAUUAGUGAGAUAUGUUCAAUGUGUUUGGAGAUUACACAAUUGAUGUCAUAUGUUGAUCCAUUGUUUAGACACAAGUUGGAUCAACGUUGUCUACAAUCCUAUCUAAACAUGAUAAUUCAAAUAAUAGUGUCAAUCGAACAAAGACUGAAACAACUUUUAAAGAGGAAUGGAUGUAAACUUGUAAAGAAACAGACGGGAGAUGAUCAAUCUCAAGCUUGGAGUGAUUCAUGUGAUGAUGAGACAAAGAAGAAAGAGGGCGGCGGACCAGCAUUCCAUUCAUCACCAUUGAGGAAUGGUUCAACAGCUCAUCAUCCUUAUAGAAGGAAAUAUAAGCCUGUACCAGGUCCAUGUGUAAGAUGUGAGGCAACAGAGACACCAGAGUGGAGGAAAGGACCAGAUGGACAACGAAACCUAUGCAAUGCCUGCGGACUGAAAUACAAAAAGGACUUGGCCAAGCUCCGACGUCGAGAGAUGGAGACAAUGUCAAUCCACAACAUGGUCACCAAUCCAAAGUCAACCUCCAACUCCAACUCCAACACCAAUACCAACACCAAGACACAAGUGAUGACG